CGCUAUGCUCUUACCGUGCUUCUUCUUUAUAUAUACCAAUAUUGGAUGUUUUUGGAGGUUCUAAAAAAGGCAGUCUAUUUUGAAGACGUAUCAGAAGGACAAUAUUUUGAUAUAGACUAUUAUUAAACUAAUAUAUUGCAAUAUAUCGUAGCAAUAUAAAUUAAAUAUUUUUUUCUGAAUAAGGUCCUGGAAGAUAUAUUCAUUUGCUAAAUAUUAUUCUUGUUUUUUCAAAACAUUAUUUUGUCCACUAUACUGUCUUUAUGUGGGAAUUAUUUUAAACACUACAUUUUAUUGUGAAGGGUGAUUUUACACAAGUUGAAUAAUGUUUUUAUUCCUGUAAACUGCGAAAACUGCGAGUGUUAUUUCCGGUCCUCCAGUGACGUUAGAGACACAAAGAUGGCGGCGUCCAUGCAGGAAGUUGGGGUUUCUGCGUUUUCAAAUGAAACGGAUUCUACUGGAAAAGAAUCAAGCGACACUAAAGAGGAGGACGAUGCUACCGAAGAACCAGAAGAACCAAAAGAACCGAGAGUUCGGGAAACUCCAGAAGACAUCAGAUUCGAAGCCAUCGUGAACACCCUCGCUUUUCAUCCGACGCGGGACAUCCUCGCAGCUGGUGACAUCGAUGGAGACAUCUACGUCUACUCAUACUCCUGCACAGAGGGGGAAACCCAGGAGCUCUGGUCCUCCGGACAUCAUCUCAAGUCCUGCCGUGAACUCGCCUUCUCUCAGGACGGCCAGAAGCUGUUCAGUGUGUCCAAGGACAAGUCCAUUCACAUCAUGGAUGUGGAAGCGGGGAAACUGGUGUCACGCAUCACCAAGGCACACAGUGUCCCCAUCAACGCCCUGCUGCUGAUUGAUGAGAACCUCCUUGCCACCGGAGACGACGGUGGGACUCUGAAGGUCUGGGACAUGCGUAAGGGCACCGCCUUCAUGGACCUCAAACACCACGAGGACUACAUCAGCGGCUUGGCCAUCGACCAGGCCAAGAAGAUCCUGCUCACGUCCAGCGGCGACGGGAUGUUGGGCGUGUUCAACAUCAAGAGGCGGCGCUUUGACCUGCUCUCCGAGUUCCAGAGCGGUGACCUCACCUCUGUGGCCAUCAUGAAACACGGCCGUAAGGUGGUGUGUGGCUCCAGUGAAGGCACCAUCUACAUCUUCAACUGGAACGGCUUCGGAGCGACCAGCGACCGCUUCGCCGUGCGGGCCGAGUCCGUGGACUGCAUCGUCCCCAUCACUGAGAACCUCCUCUGCGCUGCCUCCAUGGACGGGGUCAUCAGGGCCGUUAACCUCCUGCCGAACCGCGUGCUGGGCAGCGUGGGGCAGCACGUGGGCGAGCCCGUGGAGCAGAUCGGCCGCUCCCGCGACUCGCGCUUCCUGGCCAGCUGUGCGCACGACCAGCUGGUGAAGUUCUGGGACAUCUCCAGCCUCGCCGACAUGGAGGUGAGCGACUACCGGCGCCGCAAGAAGAAGGGCCGCAGCCUGAAGGCCCUCAGCAAGAAGGCCUUCGGCACGGGGGACGACUUCUUCUCCGGCCUGGCGGAGGACACGCAGGGAGGGAAGGAGGGAAAGGAGGAGGAGGAGGGGUGUGACAGCGGCGAUGACGACAGUGACAGCGGCAGUGAUUGAGCGCGUGGACGUUUGGCGGGAGGAAGAGGAGGAGGAGGAAGGGGGAUGACGGGAUUGGGUUUCCCCUGGAUGACGCAGGUCACUCAGAUUGGUUGGCGGCUUGGGAGGCGCUCCUGACGCACGGGAAAUGGCCUGGAACUUUGUCACAAACUGACCUCCGGACCCCCCACCCCAUCCCCCUGAGGGGGGUGAAACUUCUGACCCCAAUCUGACGGAUGUUUGACCACUGCAUGACACGACUCCUGGGGCAGGUCAGACUUGGUGUUCUGAGCACUGAACUUCUGAACGCUCAAAAUUACAUCAUCGCAUUCUCACAUAACGUUUUAUUUAGCAGACGCUUUUAUCCAAAGCCAUAUACAAAAAGUGCACACCAAGGUCAUUAGAACAAACUACAGAGCAGGUCGAAUAGCGUACAAUUGUGCUUUCCCAGUUUCCAAAAAAAAAAAAAACAAACACAAAAAAUUAACUCAUUUGCAAUUGCAUCCCUAUAUUUCUUUUUUAUUUUUUACAAAUCAAUUUGAACAUCUUUUGACUGAAAGAAAAACCUAACGUAGCGAUUGUGUAAUAUGUCCUGGUUGAGUAGGUAAAAUGGAGGCCCUUUGAGAGUCCCUUAGUGGAGCCUGUAAAUCCAGGGCUUGUGAAACCGGAGAUGACCUGAAGAGACAGGGAGGCAGGGCCUGGUGCUAAUUAAGGGGUUAGAGGUCGCUCUUCAGGGGUCCAGAGGCAGGUCUCCCCUCCACAGGGCACCAGCACGUCUGAGUCUCUUGGCAGCUACACACACAGCCUGCUGAUAGAGGAGUGUGUGAGUGUGUGUGUGUGUGUGUGUGUGUGUGUGUGUGUGUGUGUGUGUGUGUGAGUGUGUGUGUGUGAGUGUGUGAGUGUGAGUGUGUGUGUGUGAGUGAGUGAGUGAUGUAUGCAGUAUGCAUGUGCAUUUUCUGAUGCAGAAAUUCAUUGUAAUAAGGCCUCAUGAAUGCAAAUGAGACAAUAAAAGUCCUUGACAUUUCUGAAAUGGAUUGCUUCGUUGGAAAAUAUGCAUUAGAAAAUCCAUGUAAAGAAGUUCUGUUGUGAAACCUUGACUUGAAAUAUUCAAAGCCUUUUUGUUCCACUUGUGAAGACAGGAGUGUUACAAUUAGCCUUUCAGUGAGAAAGUGCGUUCAGUAUGAGGUCCUGAAGGAUCAUGGGAAGGGUGUACCAUGUCACUGCUGCAGUAUUGUUGGGUUAUACUUGUGGAAAUGUCUUUCAAUUAGACUUUUAUAGCAUAACAAAGCUAACAAAGAAAGCUGCCCAUACCAUCCAGUUAGCCUUCAAAUAGCAGUUCUGUGGUUUACAUUCCUACUGGUGCAAACUCCAGCAAAGAUCCACUGCAUCUUAUCUGUGUAUCUGGAAAUAUUAUCCUUCCACACAUGCAUAAAAUACUUGCACAGCCUGCGCAUAGUAAGUAUGCCAGGGAUUCAUAUUUUUACUUGCUAGUUUGGUCAAGGUUUUUGAAUGUGUGUGACUGCCAAAUAAAAUAGAUCUGUGUUGAAAUGUUU
Conger conger (European conger) is the source of this 3158-nucleotide messenger RNA. It is a transcript of the gene wdr55, whose product is annotated as WD repeat domain 55. NCBI's taxonomy places the organism in Eukaryota, Metazoa, Chordata, Actinopteri, Anguilliformes, Congridae. The record is from RefSeq and is a predicted model, not a curated record. The coding region runs from base 397 to 1626 and encodes 409 amino acids. The transcript has 9 exons. Gene Ontology annotation, molecular function: protein binding.